Sodiomyces alkalinus F11 is the source of this 1215-nucleotide messenger RNA. RefSeq lists its product as hypothetical. Bases 1 to 1215 code for a protein of 404 amino acids. NCBI's taxonomy places the organism in Eukaryota, Fungi, Ascomycota, Sordariomycetes, Glomerellales, Plectosphaerellaceae. The transcript has a single exon. The record is from RefSeq and is a predicted model, not a curated record.
AUGCCUCCUGUUAUUAACCAUGCCGCCCUCGCAUCCGCAGGCGCUGUUGCCGUCUCCGUCGCAGUAGCCGCUGCCAUCGCCCUCUACGAGUCUCCCGAAUUCCGCCGUCUCUCAGAGGAUGUCCGACGCCGUAUCGCCAUCGCCCUCCAGUCCCUGAGCGAGGGCAUUGAGCACCCCGGGCGCCAGCCCAGGUUCAACCGCCCAGAGGACGCCGAGGGAUUCUACGAGUCCAGUCGGGAUGUCGGUGCCGAAGCAGGCGUCGAUGCCGAUGAAGAGUCGCGCCGUCGACAGCGAGAAGAGCUGAUGUAUUGGAACGCUGUCCGCCUGGAGAAGCAGGACCCCGAAAAGAAAGAAGCCGAGGGGCUCUCUGCAUCCCCUUCGGAACGUCCCACUCAUACCCGAGGCUCUAGCUUCGACGAUUUCCUGCGUCAAGAUGAGAAUGGGGAGAAGGGCGCCUUCGUCUUCAACACAGGCACCGACGCUCGCAGCAACGGAGACAACCUCCUGCGAAAUCGAAAUCGGCAUGAAGGUCUUCGCAGUCUGAACCCGAACCCGGAUGUCUACGCGAACCCUUUUGCCGACGAGAACCAGAUCGACCUCCACGAGCUUCCCACCGACACCAAUCGGCAUGAUACCGCACCCCGCGACGACGAGGGAAUGUCCGAUAUCUACAGUGCAACCACUCGCGGCCGCGAAGAUACGCCCCAGGAUACCGCCACCCUCGCCUCUCCCCAUCAACCCCCCGAUGUCAUCGAAGUAGAGGACCGCAGCACAACCUGGUCCCAGUCCGAGCGCUCAGUCACCCUGGACGGCGAGCUCGGCCCGGACGAGUACAUGACGGCGGGCCAGGACGACCGCGGCCAAGACGAGGCUUAUUCCUCCAUCCAAGCAUGGGCCCAGGGCUCGGCCACCACCAGCUUCUACUCGCCCCUCCCCAUGUCUCCUGCACCUCCCGAGUCCGAGCCCGAGAGGAUUAGCGAGGGCAUGGCGACGCCGACCGAUUCGGUCUCGCUGGCUGGGACGGGCGAGGACAUUGCCAACGACGCCGCCUCGUCGAGGGCGGGGGAGACGGGAAGGGACUACGACGUGCUGAGCGAGAGCGAUACUGGCAUGAUGACGCCUUCCAGCUGGUCGGAGGUAGGAAGCGUCAUUAGCGAGGCCGAAAGCGAGGCCGAUUCACACCCUGCGCGCAAUGCCCCCAUGCCUGCUUCAUGA